Messenger RNA from Carya illinoinensis, 3496 nucleotides. RefSeq names its product probable receptor-like protein kinase At5g61350. The transcript has 3 exons. Gene Ontology annotation, cellular component: plasmodesma; plasma membrane. Gene Ontology annotation, biological process: protein autophosphorylation. Bases 361 to 2994 code for a protein of 877 amino acids. Gene Ontology annotation, molecular function: transmembrane receptor protein tyrosine kinase activity; ATP binding. The record is from RefSeq and is a predicted model, not a curated record. Lineage: Eukaryota; Viridiplantae; Streptophyta; Magnoliopsida; Fagales; Juglandaceae.
GUUCAACGCAUAGCUCGUUAUCCCAUACAAUAAUUCUUCUUUAAUAUCUUUUUACCAAGUCUUCCCUCUUCAUCAGAACCUCCCAAUUAAACAUACAACUCUGCACGUUUUCCCUUACUUGCUUCCAACAUUUCUCUGUUCCUGCAGUUUCUCUAACUGCUGCUAUCAUUUCUGUACCUACAAAUUCUCUUGAAACCCGCCUACAAUUUCUCCUACUUUAUUCUUCAUGUUUAUCCUGACCAUCCCCUUUAGCCGUUAGUUGCUUUUGCCAUAUUGCAUUAUGUGUAGCCCACCUCCACAAUCAUCACCACCAACAUUGCUGAAUUGAUAUCUCCAUUGGCAUUUAUAGGUGCAAUAAUAAUGGGAGGAGAUAGAUAUAGGGCAUCAUGGCCUCAACCUUUCUCCUCCCUUCCUCUUCUCUUCCUCUUCCUCUUCCUCUUCUUCCUGCUCAACCUCACAAACUUUGCUUCAGCCAUAGAAAAUGGUUCUUCCAAUACUGCCACAUUCGCACCUCCUGAUAAUUAUCUCAUCGAUUGUGGAUCAUCCCAAUCAACUCAACUUGAUGAUGGCCGAACCUUCAAGUCUGAUCAUGAUGCCGCUUCUCUCCUACAAACCGAUGAAGAUUUGCAGGCUUCAGUAGAUUCCAUAUCUAUCAAUGCCUCUUCCUCCAUACCUUCUUCAUCGUUACCUUUAUAUCGUACUGCAAAGAUAUUUCUUGAAGACUGCACAUAUACAUUCUUCAUUUCCCAAGUGGGCUGGCAUUGGAUUCGUCUUUACUUCUUCCCAGUUGCACACCCUUCAUACAAUCUCACAGACGCCGUUUUCUCUGUCCAUGCUGACCAGAUUGUUCUCUUACAUCACUUUUCUGUCAGGGACAACACUUCAUUGGUUUUCAAAGAAUACUUGAUUAAUGUUUCAGAUAGAUUCUCCCUCCAAUUUAAGCCCAACAAGGAAUCAUAUGCAUUCAUCAACGCUAUUGAGAUGGUCUCCGCUCCGGACUCUUUAAUCUCGGAUUUAGCAACCGGCAUUUCUCCACUUGGAGAUUUUAAAGGGUUGUCUAAAUUGGCAUUCCAAGUAUCGUAUCGGCUGAAUGUGGGAGGGCCAACCAUAACUCCUAAAAAUGAUACGUUGUCAAGGACAUGGGAACCUGAUAGUCGGUAUAACAUGUUCCCACAAGGGUCUAAAGAUGCAUCAGUCUCUCCCAAAACCAUAAAGUACCCGGAUAGUGGUGCAGCUGCAUACAUUGCUCCAAGUUCAGUUUAUGCAACGGCAGUGCAUAUACAAGACCCACUCACUUUGCAACCGAAUGUCAACCUUACUUGGAAACUGAAGGUGGAUCCAAGUUUCUCCUAUUUGAUCAGGUUGCACUUUUGUGAUAUUGUGAGCAAGGCACUCAACAAUAUGUACUUCAAUGUGUAUAUCAACCAAAUGGUGGGAGUUUCGAUUCUUGAUCUGUCAUCCCUUACCAAUGCCCUUGCCACUGCUUAUUACAAAGACUUUGUUCUAAAUCGGGCUGCCAUCACAAAUGGUUCCAUUUUAGUUCAAAUUGGCCCUUCUGAAUCCCAGUCGGGCAACAUGGAUGCAAUUCUUAAUGGAUUGGAGGUAAUGAAGAUGAGCAACGAGGCGAACAGCAUUGAUGGUUUGUUUACUGCUGAUGGUUCAUACAAGGGACCGAGUUCAGCAAAAAGGAGAAUGAAGAUUUUAGCAGCUGUCGGCCUGGGAAUGGCAGUGACAGCAAUGUUGUUGCUGGCCUCAGUUUUUGUUCGGUGGCAAAAGAGACCAGAAGGUUGGGAGAAGCGGAAUAGCUUCUCAUCAUGGCUCCUCCCGCUCCAUUCCAGUUGCACUAGUUUCUUGUCUAGCAAGACUAGCUCUCGAAGGUCUAGCCUAUUUGGUUCCCGCAAGAGUGGUUACUCUAGUUACUUUGCAUCACAGGGUCUUGGCACGCUCUUCACCAUUCAUGAGUUGCAAAAUGCUACACAAAAUUUUGAUGCAAAAGCAAUGAUUGGCGUUGGGGGUUUUGGAAAAGUGUAUCUUGGGGCGUUGGAAGACGGAACCAAGAUUGCCAUAAAACGAGGAAACUCAGGUUCAGAUCAAGGCAUUAAUGAAUUCCGGACUGAAAUAGACAUGCUCUCCAAGCUUCGCCAUCGCCACCUUGUUUCACUAAUUGGGUUUUGUGAUGAGCAAUCAGAGAUGAUUCUUGUAUAUGAGUACAUGGCUAAUGGACCACUUCGAGAUCACCUCUAUGGCUCAAAGCUUCCUCCUUUGUCAUGGAAACAACGGCUUGAGAUUUGCAUUGGUGCUGCUCGUGGGUUGCAUUAUCUUCACACAGGUGCAGCACUAGGAAUAAUACACCGUGACGUAAAGACCACAAAUAUUCUUCUUGAUGAGAAUCUUGUUGCCAAAGUUUCCGAUUUUGGCUUGUCAAAAGCUGCACCAACAAUGGAUCAAACCCAUGUAAGCACAGCCGUGAAGGGUAGCUUUGGGUACCUUGAUCCCGAGUACUUUAGGAGGCAACAACUAACUGAGAAAUCUGAUGUCUACUCAUUUGGAGUCGUCCUUUUCGAGGUAUUAUGUGCAAGGCCUGCCAUAAAUCCAUCAUUGCCAAGGGAACAGGUCAGUUUGGCUGAAUGGUCAAUGCAAUGUAAUAGGAAGGGCAUGAUUGAGAAGAUAAUUGACCCUCACAUUGCCAGCAGUAUCAACAAUGGCUCACUAAAGAAGUAUGUUGAAGUCGCAGAGAAAUGCCUGAAAGAAUAUGGUGUUGAUAGGCCUGGAAUGGGAGAUGUUUUGUGGCACCUAGAAUAUGCCCUCCAGCUUCAAGAGGCAGAAGCUUCACAGCUUGGUCUCCCAGACAAUAGUGUAAGGGUCAUUACUUUGGAAAAAUCAAUGGAGAACUGUUCUAGAGGAGACAGUGAUGGUGUUGUUAGUGAUAAUUCAGAAGUAAGUACAAUCGGUUCUCCUUUAUUUUCUCAAAUUGGAAAUUUUCAAGGAAGGUAAAAUCAGGUUGCAACAAGAGGAGCUGGAAAUCAAACCAUAUUGGAAAUUCAGGAGACAACUUCCAUUCAAAGCUUGACUCCUUCCUAUAGAUCUUACAGUUUUGAGUUCAGAAAUGAUCUCUUCCCCUGCUCUCAGCAUCUGCUCAACCCGAGAGGAUGACUUGAACCUAGUGCUCUUGUCAAUUUCUAAUGAGAGCUCAAAACUCUAGAAUUUGGCAGCCCAUGAAUCAGCACAAUACAAACUUCAGAUUUGCUACAACUUUUCCCUAAUCAAUUUAAGCCGAAUUCUUUCGUACAAAGCGAAUGAAUGGCGUUGGAGAUUUCAACAUAACAACCGUGGCUUCAGGAAAACCAAAUGCCUUGCCAGUGGAUGAUGAUGAUGAUGGAUUGGAGGGGUUAGAUGCUAUAUAUGAAGAUUAUUGCAGGAUAUGUAAUUGUAGUAUUUUGAGUAGCGUAACUUAGACUGUUGUUUCGUUGUAAUAAGGAUGCAUUGAAUUUUGCAA